Drosophila hydei is the source of this 926-nucleotide messenger RNA. Its product is annotated as cuticle protein 63. The record is from RefSeq and is a predicted model, not a curated record. Lineage: Eukaryota; Metazoa; Arthropoda; Insecta; Diptera; Drosophilidae. The transcript is spliced from 4 exons. Bases 520 to 825 code for a protein of 101 amino acids.
GUAUUUCGAUAUUCGAUAUUCGAUUAUUGUUUUUAUAUGUGAUACGUUUAGUGCGAAUCUUCGUUCGGACAGCUUUAGUUACCGUUAUCGCAUAUGCUUGAUAUUUAGAGCCUAGCGAGUUUUGCUUCGAUAUUCGAUAUUCGAUUACUCAGGAAACACAAGGCGAACAUUAGACGGAGAGAACGUGUCAAAUGCAGCCCAAGGCAAACGUGACAAAAUCAGCAAACAUUCUACAUAGAUAAAACAAAAAUGAGUUUGAUUAAUGCCAAAUACGGACAAGGCGAGCUCUGAACUUGAUCUUGAGACAGCCUCCAACUCAGAGGCGGACUGCGACCAGUUUUCCUAGCCGGCUUGCAUUGAGCUUGAGUCGGCGUUCACUUUUGCAAUUAGCUGCAGUCUGCUGCAGUUCUCUCUAGUUGCUAUAAAAGCAGCACUCGAGUCACCAAUUGACGACAGUUGUGAAUCACUUGCUCAGCUUGACAAAUCCUCCAAAGCCCAAACAACAAAAUCCCAUACAAAAUGUUCAAAGUUCUGUUCGUACUCAUCGCUUGCGCCGCUAUUCAGGCCUAUGCCCUUCCCGGUGUGGUGGCUGUUGCUCCAGUGGUGCAUACACCUGUUGUCGCUGCGCACCCCGCUGUGGUGCAUUCACCUAUCAUUCAUCACGGCGCCCACUCGGUGCACUCCCAUGUUGUGCAUCAUCCCGCCGCUGUGAGGGUGGUGCAUCCUGUCGUCGCCAAGCCUGUGGUCGCUGUGCAUGCCGUGAAGCCCAUUGUGCCUCUUGUACCAGUGCAUCAUGCUGCUCCCGCUGUUGUGGUACACCAUUAGAGAGCUUUCCCGAUUCCCGAUACCCGCUCCUAAGCCCCACCCCAUCCCCCAAUCAAUCCCAAUCCCAAUUCCAAUCCCAAUUCCAUUUCCACAAUAAAGGU